Onychomys torridus (southern grasshopper mouse) is the source of this 3301-nucleotide messenger RNA. Its product is annotated as tripartite motif-containing protein 43-like. The transcript is spliced from 9 exons. Lineage: Eukaryota; Metazoa; Chordata; Mammalia; Rodentia; Cricetidae. The record is from RefSeq and is a predicted model, not a curated record. Gene Ontology annotation, molecular function: protein binding; zinc ion binding. Bases 1473 to 2822 code for a protein of 449 amino acids.
UGAGAUAUAAAUUAGUUUUUAGCAUUUCCUGGACAAAACUCUGCUAAUUAAAGAGUAAUGAACAGUCUGGGACUAUUAAUUCAAACUAAUCAGUUAGAUUAUCAAAGGUCACUCCUCUGAUUUGGACUAGGAAUAUAAUACAGGAAGGCUGUGCCUUCUAGUUUCUGGCCACAUUCCCAUUUCAGGUAAGUUUUUUGUGAUUGUGUAUCAUUUCUAAAGGGCAUAUCUUGAUGUGAGAAAGAGCUCACUGGGUUGGGCUUGGUUAUUUGCAUAGAUGCAGCAUGGAUAUCAAUUAAACAUAAUCAUCUCCUUGACUUUGAUCUAUAAAAUGAAGACUUUGCCAUCAGUUCCUAUCCUGUUUUCAGACCUCAUUCUAAGCCACCGCAGAAGAGCAACUAACAAGAAAUUUAAAACUAACCAACUAUAUUGGUUAAUUUUCAUCUUGUCCUUACAGAAACAACUGUGAUGUUUUUUUUUCCCCUCAGUUUCAGAGGACAUAAUCCAUCAUGGUCACGGGAAGAUCCAUCAUCAGGUCACAUUGCAUGUGUAAUUGGGAAGCACUGAGAGAUGAAUGCUUGUGCUCAUUUGAUUUCAGUUUUACCACUUUUUGCUCAGUCCUCUACAACAGCCCAUGGCAUGGUGCUGCUGCCCUCAGUGAAAGAAGGUCUUCAGUUCAAUUGCACAGACAUGGCCCGUUGUUGUGUUUCCUCAUAGAUUCUAGACCCAAUAACUGGAGAAGGAAUGUUAUUCAUCACUCCAACACCCAGUUUUCCAAGGAUUUGAAGUGGUACAUGGAAUGAGGGAAUAGACACAGAAAUUUCCAAUACUGAAUCUGGAGAACUUUAACUGUGAAAUGAUGUCACACUACUUCCAUCCAGAGACUACACAAUGAAUCCCAAAUACUUUCUCCCAUACAUAUAACUUGUAGAUAUGACUGAGUUCUUCUUUUCCUUUGCUCCUCUAAUUUUUUUUCCCAAGAUCUGACCACCUUAGGUCAUAUGGGUUAAAGCCAGGCUUUCUAUUGUUAGAUUCAAGGCUGUCUGUGAGAGUGUGUCACAACCAAUUAAAUGAGAAUCAUUAUCUAAGAUGUUCUAGUAGAUGCUAAAUCAAUUGAAUCCAGAUAAAAUAGGAAGGUAGUCAGACUUUGUUGAAUGUAAACCUGGGGGUGGGUAUGACCAUUUCAAUACUUUUAGUUUUUCUGUCAAGAAGGUGUUCUAACUUUUUAUUUUUUUAUUUUUUAUUUUUUUAUAAAAAUCUAGUGGAUGAUAUGGAUGCAGGCAGAAGGUGAAGCAGGGUGUAUUCUGUCCACGUAGGAAAUCCUCACAAGUUUGACAAAUCCUGCUCUCUCAUUAGGAUUUAAUGGACUACUAGAUCUAUCACUACCAUCCAUUGAAGAUCAGACCCCAGAGCUGAGCUAAUAUCGUUGUGUCUCCACUCAAACCUGCUGAGGCCAGAGACAAUUCCUUGGAGAAAUGGAGCCAGACAUCUCACAAGCCUUCCAGAAAGAACUCACCUGCUUCAUCUGCCUGAGCUGCCUGACAGACCCAGUCACCAUAAGCUGUGGCCACAGCUUCUGUCGAGCCUGCCUCCACCUUUCCUGGGAAGACAUCCAACCUCCUGUCCAAUGUCCUAUGUGUAGGGAACCAUCACAGAAGGACUUGAGAACCAACAUUGUUCUGAAGAAGCUGGUGUCCAUUACCAGACAAGCCAGCCUCAUGAAGGACCUGAGCUCUGAGGAGCAAAAGUGUGUGACCCACAAAGAGACAAAGAGGAUCUUCUGUGCUGAGAAGAGGAUCUUCCUCUGUCCACUCUGCUCUAACUCCCAUGAGCACAGAGGACACAGACACUGUCCCAUUGAAGCAGCUGCUGAGGAGCAAAUGGAACAACUUCUAAAGCAAAUGGCAUCUUUAUGGGAGAAGAUCCUAGAAAAUCAAGAGAAUAUAGAGGCAGAGAACAGAAUGACAACUCAGUGGAUGGACUACUUGACUCUCCGGGAAGAAAUGAUCAGGACAGAGUAUAGGAAACUGCAUCCAUUCCUCUUUACAGAGGAAGAGAAACAUAUUGAGUCUAUGAGACAUGAAGGCCAAUGUGUUUUAGAGAAACUCAGGACAAGUGAAGCCAUGAUGGUUCAAAGGAGCAAACAACUAAGAGAAAUCUAUCAGGAGCUGAUGGCAAUGUCCCAGGAGCCAUAUGUGGUCCUGCUGCAGGGUUUGGAUGACAUGUAUAGAAGGAAUGAGUCAAUGCAGCUGAGCAUGUCCCAGGCUGUGAAACCAGAACUCAAUGCCCUACCCAUCACUGGACUGAUUGAAAAUUACAACCAAUUUCAAGUGCACAUCUUCUUUGAAAAUAUAAUUGUAUUCUAUUACAAGACGAACCUGUUUAAUGUUAUGAGAAGAUUCAUCUUCAGACCUCAUCAUAAGGAUACAUCUGUGAAUUCUGUUGGAUCCUACUUGGCUUCCUGGGGAUCACAGAGCUUCAUCUCAGGGAAAUAUUACUGGGAGCUAGAUUUGAAGGAAUCUUGCGAAUGGGCUGUGGGGGUCUGUAAGGAUUCCUGGUUAAGGAGUAGAAAGCAAAUGAAUGAAUCUGAAGGUGCAUUUCUUCUUGUGUGUGUGAAGGAGGGUAAUCAUUGCAGUCUCCUCACCACAUGCCCAUUAUUCCAGCACUAUAUAGAGAGGCCACUGUGCCGAAUUGGUGUGUUCCUUGAUUAUGAGGAUGGAUGUUUAAGUUUCCUGGAUGUUGCCAAGAGUUCCCUCAUUUACAGGUACCCUCCUGGAACCUUCAAUUAUCCUGUCAAGCCUUAUUUCUCCAGGGGUCACACAUGAGCAUAUUAAGCUGUAAUCCCUGUCUUUGCUUUCCCAGUGAUGAGAUUAAAGACUUAAUGUCACCAACACAAGAAAGAUCCCCCUCUCUUUAUUUGGGUUGUUGGUUCAAGUCUGCAUUUCUCUUUGAAACCUUGGCUGUUCUAGAACUUGAACUAUAGACCAGGCUGGUUUCAGACUCACAGAGAUCUGUCCACUCUGCCUCCCAAUUCCUAAGAUGAAAGCAGUGCAAAUCCACCGCUGGCCCAUAGUUCUUUUUCUUUUUUAUUAAGACAUUUUUCAUUCAUUUUACACGCCAAUCAAAGAUCCUCCUCUUCCCUCCUCACUACCCAGCCUUCUCUCAAACCACCCCCCAGUAUUCCCCCAAGAAGGCAAGGCCUCCCAUGGGGAGGCACAUCCAGUGGAGGCAAGUUCAAGCCCUUCCUUUGCCUCAAGGGUUCACCAGAUGUCCCAUCAUAGGUAGUGGGCUCCAAAAAGCCUGC